GGAAAACAUAAUUUUCUCGGUAUUAUACAAGCGGGUCUUGCCUUGCUCGGAUAGUGCUGUGUUUCUGCCUUACUAGUUACUUAUAUAUACUACUGCGUGGAGGUUUGGUUAUUGGCUGUAUGCUACGAGUGCGGAUUCCUCUGGUGCAGCUAAAACAUUGAUCCUCUAUGGAUUAUCAGAAUCUACCUGUGUACUGCCGUGGGACGACAUAAUCACCGCCGAUACCUCCUCCAACUUCUGGCAGUGGCUACAUAACACCGUAGACCUUACCACGCAAGCUGUAUCAACCACCGCGAGACAAGAUCGAACGAACAUGGAUUAAUCGCUUUGUUAAGGACAAGGAAUGAUUACAGACUACGAAAGAUAAGGAAUCAAGAAGCUAACAAACAAACCUUAAGGCAAACCUACCAAUCGACUUAUAUCCAAUGUCGAAUAAAAAGAGUUCCGGUGAUUAUGGUGGGAAAAGUAAGAGUAAAAGUCAGAGUAGGAGUCAAGGACAAAGCAAGAGUCAGAGUAAAGGGAAAAGUCAAGCUUCGUACAGUAAUCAAGGGCCUCCGCCUCCCAGUGAUAUUGCGCCACAGGGAGCAGGUCCCAACAACAACAAUGGACAGAAGUCUCAAGAAGAGAAAUUACGUGAACAGUUGGAGGUCCAGCGAAUGGUAGAGAGACUCACAGAGGAAGAUAUAAAAGAGUACCAAGAAGCAUUUAGAAUGUUUGACAAGGACGGGGAUGGUACGAUAAGCUCCAAGGAAUUGGGAACAGUCAUGAGAUCUCUGGGUCAAAAUCCAACUGAGAACGAAUUAGUGGACAUGAUCAAUGAGGUAGAUGCUGAUGGGUCUGGAACAAUAGAUUUUGAAGAGUUCCUCAUCAUGAUGGUGAAACAGGACCGAUCAAACAGAGAGGACGAAAUCCGCGAAGCAUUCCGACUCCUCGAUAAAGAUGGAAAUGGGUUUAUAAGUGCAGCUGAACUACGGUUCCUUAUGACAUCUUUAGGUGAAAAGCUAACAGAAGAGGAAGUGGAUGAGAUGAUCCGCGAAGCAGACAUGGAUGGCGAUGGACAGGUUAAUUAUGAAGAGUUCGUAAGAAUGAUGUCCCAAGAAAAUUGACGACUGGACGUAAACGAUGAUUUCCACAUUCCAAGAUUUACAAUGAGCAUGCUCGUGCGCAUGCUUAUGAGAGCCAGUGCAGCACAUCACGUGAUUACAUUUGCUCAGGACAGCCAGUAUAAUAUCUAGUUUAACUGAAUUCGGAAAAUAGGAUAGAAAAAACGUUGUACAUAGGAAGUAUAUGCCAAUACUGGGAUCAUAAAUGCAAGAAGUGUCUCUUUUGACAAAGUGAGAAUGAACAAUAUAAAAGAUUAUGAUAUGUCAUGAUGAUGUCUAUAACAACAUAGCUAUUGUUCCAACAAUGUCAGGCUGGCAUCAUGCAUUAUUCAAGAUUACUUUUUUGCUGAGUGUUGAACAGUUGUUUUAUUCAAGAAUUGCUCGUUUUGCUUCAUAUUGAGUCAUUCAUUGUUUCUAUGCAUCAACUUGUAUUUUUAUUACCAUUAGUAUUACCAGAUAAAGAGAUAUUACGUAAAAUUGUAAGAUCUCCAACUGUCAGGAAUUCCA
This is a messenger RNA of Owenia fusiformis, 1610 nucleotides long. The record is from the annotation of a GenBank genome assembly. Lineage: Eukaryota; Metazoa; Annelida; Polychaeta; Sabellida; Oweniidae.